AUGGCAGUGAACUUGGAUCAAGUUAUUGAUCAACAACAACAUCAUCAACAACGACAACAAAGUGAUAUCACCAAUAGUGCUGAACAACGAUAUAAUGAUUUAAAAAAUCAUGGUUAUUAUGAGGAUGGUAUAACUGAUAAAUUUGACCAUGAUCAAGUGCCUAAUUGGUUUGAUUUAAAAAAAUAUGAGCGCUGUAUAUAUUUGGCGCGCAAACAUUUUGUCAGUUUAUAUAUCGCACACUUUAUUGGACUUCUAAUGAUAAUCCAAAUCCCGUCGGGUUUGGCGCCACUGUUAGUAACCGGAAACUCGUCAACUGUGGCCAAACUUUUUCGUAGAUAUCUGUCGACACUAAUUCAUGUGAGAAAUUGGUACGAAAGUAAUCCGUUUGAUAAGCAAUCGUUGGCCAACAAGUCUAUGUUGAAGGUGCGGGCAAUGCAUAAACGUGUGGCACAGUUGAUGAAUAGUCGACCAAAUGUUGAUGGAGUUAAAGACAAACUAUGGCUCAAUCAAUAUGACUUUGUGAUGACUCAAUGGGCGUUCAUUGGACCCGUCAUAUUAUAUCCAGAUGAAUGUGGUCUACGACCUGCCAGUGCUGAAGACAUUGAGCAUCUGUGUUAUAUGUGGCGUGUAAUCAGUUAUUGUAUUGGAAUCGAUGAUAAAUAUAAUCUCUGUUCCGGAAAUAUGGAUGAAGACAGACAGUUAUGUCGACUAUUGUUUGAACGAGACUAUCGCCCAGUGCUUGAAAAUGCGGAAAUUCAAAACAAUAUGGGUUGGCAUAUGGGUAACGGUAUUACACUGGCAUUGAAAACUAUAAAUCCAUCCCUUAGUUUUGAAGCACUUAUCAGCUAUUGGUAUCCUGUAUUGAAAAUACCACAUAAAAUCAAAUUAGACUCAUUUUUUCUCAAACUUUCCUACUAUUAUCUGUACUUUAAUUUUCAGAUAAUGUUGCGAUUUUCAUUUGCCCACUGGUUGUAUGGAUGGGCCUAUCGAUUGCUUAUAGCCAUUGCAAUCAAAAAAAGACAAAUCAAAGAAAACUUAUUAAAACUCAAAUACAAAGACUUGAAAUAUGAAGAAGAAAAGUGUCCCAUAAAUCAUAUCGAUAUACAAUAUAGCGAUGCUUUUGAUGAAAAAAUUAAUUAUUAA
Molecule: messenger RNA, 1143 nt
Organism: Oppia nitens
Lineage: Eukaryota; Metazoa; Arthropoda; Arachnida; Sarcoptiformes; Oppiidae
Exons: 3
Coding region: 1-1143 (380 amino acids)
Molecular function (GO): oxidoreductase activity
Source: RefSeq, a predicted model, not a curated record